AUGGCGGGUCACCUAUCGCCUCCGCCCGCUGGCAGAGCCACCCUUCGACGGUUCUCCUCGUCUUCCGCAGCUGGGCACACCAGAUUUCCCCGCGCACGCGUGCGCCGUUCGCGGAACCGCCAUCGCGGACCUCUCCCGUCAACCAGUCCCGAUCCUGCAGACCGCAAGUACGAACAGGCGCUAUCCUCGACUUCGCACUUGACAGAUGACGACGGGGACAACUACGACGACGAGUCUGAUCAAGAACGUCCGGCCGAGCCGCCUGUGCACCGGGGCAGGCUCAUGAGCCAUCCCGUACUUGAUUUACAGCAUUCGCACACCGACGCCUUCAACAACAACGAUGGACGAAGGCCGCUUACCUACUCUUCUCUGCCUUCGACACCGGUUGGUCCGGAUGCGCCACCUCUAUCUGCUGUGCCCCAGUCGCCGAUGUCACCGAUAUCAAUGUCUGCUGAAGACGAUCCUCCGGUGCCUUUUUCGCUUUGGGACUACUUGCGUGAGGAGUUACUCGCCACGGACUUCGACUCGCAUCAGGAAAUGAAGUGGGAGCGCGUCAGCAACUUCCUCAACGUACCCGUUGCAGUAGAGAAACACAUCCUCUUCGGUUUCGUGCUCUGCUUUGAUUCGUUCUUGUACACGUUUACUGUGCAGCCGAUUCGCUUCGUGCUUGCCGUCUGGCGAGUGGUCGUAAACUUCGUCACCAGAAGCAAGAAGCCGCUUCCUCCGUCCCAGAAGGCCGAUAUCUUACGGACGAUGCUAGUCGUCCUCUCCAUCAUUCUACUCGUUCCAUUGACGGACGCUAGUAAGAUAUACCACUCCAUACGCGGACAAGAUACCAUCAAGUUAUAUGUCAUAUUCAACGCUCUCGAGAUCGCGGAUAGACUGUGUGCUUCUAUCGGUCAAGAUGUACUAGACUGUCUGUUCUCGCGAUCGAACUUGACGCUGUUGUCAAGACGGGUCCCGUUCACCACCCGCACGCUGAACCCCGUUUUGUUCUUCGUACUGUCGACCAUCUACACUGUGAUACACGCUAUGGUCAUGACAUACCAACUUCUUUGUCUCAAUGUUGCUAUCAACUCGUACGACAACGCGUUGCUCUCGCUUCUCAUGUCCAAUCAGUUUGUCGAGAUCAAGGGCAGCGUCUUCAAGAAGUUUGAGAAGGAUAACUUGUUCCAAAUCACUUGUGCGGACAUUGUCGAGCGCUUCACACUAGGGCUCAUGCUCUUCUUCGUCGCCUUCCGGAAUCUCAUCGAGUUGUCCGGUUCAGACUUCGACUUCAGUGGCGGCUUCUUCCUGCCCAAGAGCUUCGGUUGGUCGCGCGGCGGGCACGCCGGGCUGCGCAUCCUCUGGACGAUAUCUUAUCCUGUUCUGACCGUUAUGGCCUCCGAAACGCUCGUUGAUUGGCUGAAGCACGCCUUCAUCACCAAGUUCAAUCACAUCCGCCCUUCCGUGUAUGAGCGGUACACCGAUGUUCUCUGUCGUGAUCUGUCGAGCGGGACCCGUCUAAGCGCGCGCAAACAUACAUACGUGGACCAGUCCCCCGUCGUGGCUCGCCGCCUAGGCUUCGCAUCUCUACCUCUCGCGGUCUUGACAAUAAUACUCGGCUCUCAGUCUAUCGGCCUCUUGCUCAAUGCGUCCGGAGCGUAUGCGGACCCAUCACCGCCUUCCCCUCCCGCUGCGUGGUGGGACGCAGGGUGGUGGACGGAACAGUUGGCCGCCCCUGACUGGGAUUGGGCAUCCAUUUCUCAACAAAGCAAGUGGUGGACGCUCGGUUUCACGUUCUGGGUCUGCAUUGUCCUCAUCAAGAUACUCAUGGGAAUCAACCUUGUGAGCUAUGCCGUGCGUCGACAGGCUGGCAUGGAAGCGCGCAAGGACCACGAUGUUAUCAACGACUUUGGCCGAAACCCCAUCGGCGAAGGGCGUGAAGAGCAGAAAUAUAAUAAAGAGCUGAAAACGCUGCUCGGCGACCGACAGCAUGAUCAGACUCCUGUCGCAGAGAUCGGCGAGCGAGUACCCAAUGCGAAGAGCGCAGCGGGUGAGGGAAAGAAGAGGCGGUUGGAGCUUGAAGAGCUGACGCGUUACACGAUGGUCAAGAGAAUAUGGUAG
This is a messenger RNA of Peniophora sp. CBMAI 1063, 2106 nucleotides long. Lineage: Eukaryota; Fungi; Basidiomycota; Agaricomycetes; Russulales; Peniophoraceae. The record is from the annotation of a GenBank genome assembly.